Molecule: messenger RNA, 1207 nt
Organism: Amaranthus tricolor (Joseph's coat)
Lineage: Eukaryota; Viridiplantae; Streptophyta; Magnoliopsida; Caryophyllales; Amaranthaceae
Product: ras-related protein RABH1b
Exons: 6
Coding region: 288-908 (206 amino acids)
Molecular function (GO): GTP binding; GTPase activity
Source: RefSeq, a predicted model, not a curated record
CAAAGAAUAAUUUGCCAAAACACACCUCAUUUAUUAUUACGAGUCAUCGACAACUUCUAACCCAUUUUCUUUUGGGAAGUUCGCCCGUUGGCUGGCACCUUCCCUUCCUCCUUCGCUCCCCCACUGUUCUCUGUUUCUCUUUCUCUCUCCUCGAACGUCAUAAUUUUCUUUCAAUAUUCUCUAGGAUCUGCUACAUUUCUAUCAGUUUCUCAAUAAAUUCAAUUCAAUUUUCCCCAGAUUCGUAAAAACACCACUGGUAAUUCAAAUUUUUCUCAAAACCCACCAAAAUGGCGCCAGUUUCAGCCCUUGCUAAAUACAAACUCGUGUUCUUAGGUGAUCAAUCAGUUGGUAAAACUAGUAUCAUCACUCGUUUCAUGUAUGACAAAUUCGAUAACACAUAUCAGGCUACAAUUGGAAUUGAUUUUCUAUCAAAGACCAUGUAUCUUGAAGAUCGUACUGUACGUUUACAGUUGUGGGAUACUGCUGGACAAGAGAGGUUCAGAAGUCUUAUACCAAGCUACAUAAGGGAUUCUUCUGUGGCGGUUAUUGUAUAUGAUGUUGCAAGUCGACAAUCCUUUCUUAACACAGCUAAAUGGAUCGAAGAAGUCCGUACUGAGAGGGGUAGUGAUGUUAUAAUUGUCCUUGUUGGAAACAAAACCGAUCUUGUGGAUAAGAGGCAAGUGUCUAUAGAGGAAGGAGAAGCUAAAGCUCGGGAUCUCAAUGUUAUGUUUAUCGAAACUAGUGCAAAAGCUGGUUUCAACAUUAAGGCACUGUUUAGGAAAAUUGCUGCUGCGUUACCCGGAAUGGAGACACUGUCGUCGACAAAACAGGAGGACAUGGUUGAUGUAAGUUUGAAGUCGACUUCGAGUGCACCUCAGCAGCAACAGUCUGGUGGAUGUGCUUGCUGAGCCUGCACAUUCUACUUAAUUCUGUGUUCCAUUUUGUACUUUUGGCUUUGGGAUCCAUCUACAAAGAUUUUGCUCUCCCCUUCUAUGAACAAAUUACAGCCAUUAUGUGGUGGUUUUUCUGCUGGAGUUGAAGAUUGUUCUUUGGAAAUUUGAGGGAAACAAGAAUGUAGAAAGUUUUUCAUGAGUUUUUUUGUGAUUUUGUUUGUCUGCACUUCAAAAUAUGUCACUCAGAUGCGAUUAUGACUUGUCAGCUAAUAUUUAGAUCAAUUCACAUUAUGAAAUAUAAAUGUUUUUGGCAU